AUUGGAUUCCAUGUCCUAACGACCUACCUUUCUUCCCCUUUUGAUUGUUAUUUCCACCUUUUCACUGAUUUCAAUUACUCUGUUUUUCCCCCUUCCUCCCUUUCCUUUUCCGUCUUUGAUUUCGCUCCCCUUCCUAUUUUGCCCGAUUGCGGAGACAGGGUAUCUCCCAACUUCCAUUUUCUCCCCAUUCUCUCCAUUUUUUUACCAAUUACCCAGUUGCCAAAAUCCCAAAAUUGAAAAUGGGUUUCGUUCAUUCUGCUUGUAUCUCAUCAAUGGUAGCAUUGCUCUUGCUGCUGGCACUGAGCUGGGGAAUCCAAAUGACUGCGGCGGCCGGAGAAGGAGGAGGAAGGAGCAGCGAUGGGCAGUGCGAUCACAAGCCGAGCUUGGACCCGAGGCCGCACAGUGUUUCGAUCUUGGAGUUCGGCGCCGUCGCCGAUGGGAAAACGAUGAACACAGUCGCUUUCCAGAACGCCAUUUUUUACCUCAAGUCGUUCGCCGAUAAGGGCGGCGCCCAGCUUUAUGUACCGCCAGGGAAAUGGCUCACCGGAAGCUUCAAUCUUACUAGCCACCUCACUCUGUUCCUCGCCAAGGGCGCUACCAUCCUCGGAUCACAGGUUAACCAGUCGCAUUGGGAUGUUGUUGAGCCAUUGCCGUCGUACGGCCGUGGGAUUGAGCUUCCAGGAGCAAGAUACAGGAGUUUGAUCAAUGGGUACAAGUUGCGGGAUGUGGUGAUAACCGGCGACGAGGGAUCGAUCGACGGGCAGGGCAAGGUGUGGUGGGACUGGUUCAACGCCCGUUCGUUGAACUACAGCCGGCCUCAUCUCGUCGAGUUGGUUCAAUGUGAAGACAUUGUCGUCUCCAAUCUCACUUUCCUCAAUGCCCCUGCUUACAGCAUCCAUCCGGUCUAUUGCAGCAACGUUCUUGUCCAGAAUAUCUCAAUCUCCACACCAUCAGAGUCUCCUGGCACAGUCGGCAUAGUGCCAGAUUCAUCCAACAACAUAUGCAUAGAGGACAGCACCAUCGAGACGGGGCACGACGCCAUAGCCUUGAAAAGCGGGUGGGACGAGUACGGCAUCUCGUACAAUCGACCGACGAUGCACGUCCACGUGCGGGACGUGCAUCUCAAGUCGUCCUCGGGGGCGUGCAUCGCCCUGGGGAGUGAAAUGUCCGGCGGGAUCUCGGACGUCCAGGGCGACGACAUUCGUAUGCACGACUCCCGCGGUGGAAUCGAGCUGAGGACGAAUCGUGGUAGGGGCGGAUACAUUCGGCGCGUGUUCUUCUCCAACGUCCAGAUGGAGGAGGUCGAGGUCGGGUUGGUUGCGAGGGGCGACAUGGGGGACCAUCCGGACGAUGGGUUCGACCGGGAAGCGGUCCCCGUUGUUCAGGGGAUCACGUUCAGGGAUGUUGUCGGCCUGAAGGUUGGUCUGGCGGGUAAUUUCACCGGAGCGGAGGGGAUACGGUUUGGUACGAUAUGUUUGUUGAACGUGACAUUGACGUCCGGGGAACCGUGGGUUUGCUCGGGCGUCGACGGGUUCUCGGAGGACGGAGAUCGUGUCUCCGGAACCGUGCCAGGAACUGGCGAAUGCAGAGAAGAGUUCUUCGUCGUGUUAUGACGUGAUGGAUUAUUCUUAUGGGAGAUCAUUCAGCUUGUGAUGAUAUGAUAAAUACAUACCAUUUUGUUUGUGGGUAAAUGAUGUGAAGAAAAAAGAGAGAAAAAAGGGGGCAAAUUGGGUGUCUUGAAUUAUAGAGUUUAGGGCAGAUUCUUUUCCAAUAAGACCACAAUUGUUUAGAGAGAGCAUUUUAUUUGUUUCUUUUUUCGCUUCUUGUUUGGAGUCUCUGCAGAUGAUGAUUUAUUCGUGUACAGCUUUCCCCAAUUCUUCAUUCAUGGUGUAAGAAGGAAAAUUUUGGUAGUGAUUUUAAUUUUAUUGCAAAGACUUUGGAGGAAAGGAAGGGAAAAGGCAAAAGGAAAGAAGGAAAACAGAGCUAUUUGUAUUUUGUGUAUUUUAUGUUAGGGCUAAU
Linum tenue is the source of this 2019-nucleotide messenger RNA. The record is from the annotation of a GenBank genome assembly. Lineage: Eukaryota; Viridiplantae; Streptophyta; Magnoliopsida; Malpighiales; Linaceae.